This is a messenger RNA of Macrosiphum euphorbiae (potato aphid), 798 nucleotides long. The record is from the annotation of a GenBank genome assembly. Lineage: Eukaryota; Metazoa; Arthropoda; Insecta; Hemiptera; Aphididae.
AUGUUAACUGUACUCUGUAGGAAAUCUGCAGGGAGUAAAGUUUCAAGAGGGUCUAAACAAUGGCCACCAGCAAAAACGGUAAAUUCAAAACGCAGUCAAUCAUCUGAACUUCGUUCAACCAAGUUAAUGUCAAAAGUAAAACCCAUCGUUCCUCCAAACUUUGUAGAAAAUUUAUUUAAGCAGACACGGUUUACGAAGAAAGAAAUCGUCGGAUUGUGUAAACUAUUUAAAAAACUCGUCGCUAUUUAUGGCGCCGAAUCAACGUCUUCGGUAGCGGCAAUGAGCUCGGUUGUUUUAAUAACGAUACCAACGCAGGGUUUCGACCGGCUGAUGUUCAGAGAAUUCCUGCAAAACGAAUUCGGCAUUACAACCGAGGAGAUUUUGACGGAUCGCAUAUUUUGUUUUUUCGAUCAACGAAAUGACGGCGUCAUACACGAAGACGAAUGGAUAACUGGGCUGUCGGUGUUGCUGAGAGGCACUCAGGACGAACGGAUCAAAUACACCUUUACCAUAUACGACCUAAACAACGACGGAUUUAUAACUAAAGAAGAGAUUUUCAGUUUGUUAAGGAACUGUUUGGUCAAACAUCCGCAAGACGAGGAUCCAGACGAAGGCGUACGAGAACUUGUCGACAUUGUAUUGCGAAAAAUGGAUUGUGACAACGAUACAAAACUUUCUUUUGAAGAUUUUUCAACGUCUGUUAACAAACAAUCGUUAUUGCUUGAAGCUUUUGGACAAUGUUUACCAUCUAGAGAAAUUUCUGAGAGCUUUUUGAACUCUAUUAGCAGUGUGCAGUAA